AUGGAUCUUACGACGGCAUGGCAAGAAUUGGCGCGUUUUCAGGAGACAAGCAUCGCGACUUCCGCUCAUAUCUAUGCAAAUACGCAAGAACAUGCACUGGUACAGGAUUUUUUGACGAAAGUUCCAGUUGCGACGCUUUUUGCGUGUCUACAGGAUGCUAGCGACCGCGGAUCAGACAAGGAAGUUAAGCAGGUAUGCACUUGUAUCAACCGUGUGCUAAGCUCUGAGGACGAUGGCACGAGUCUUUUCUUUCAGCCAGACAUGGUGCCCUAUUUACUGGCAGGUCUAACACAUGCGGAGAAGGAAGUAAAAGUUCUCGUCGUGAAUCAGUUUAUUGCACACGUAGGCAGAAAGCCAUCGCUAGAUCAGGUCAAAGUUGUGGCAGACCCGCUGGUUCUGGAGCAAGUGUGCAGUGUUGUUGCAGAAGAAGAUAUUGAGGUUGCUGCAAAGGCCUCAAAGGUCCUAGAAAUGCUCUCAAGCAUUCCCGACAGCGAAAUCUACCAAGAAAUACUAAAUUCACUCAAAAGCAAAGCGCAACGCAGUGACAGUACGGAGAACUCGAUCGAAUUUAUGCGAUAUCUGGAAACAAUCGUAACGAUAUGCAGACAAGACGAUGAACACAUGAAAUAUGGAAUUUCCUUGGGUGCCAUCGAUCUGGUAUUAAACUGCUUACAAUCCAAUGACCCGCUGCUCUUGAUGAACAUUGUCGACUUACUGCCGGUGGUUUGCGAAACCAAAAUUGGUGUUCGGUAUAUUUUUGAGUCAGGAACGUUGAAGACACUGUUGACCAUGACAAAAGAUUCAUUUGUUGGAGACAACGCAAUUCGACUGGUAGGAGAAAUAUCGGCUACAGCAGCCAGGUUGAACAUUGAGACAUGGAGUUGGAGUGAUGCUAUGCUUUCCAAAGCUUUUAUGGAGACCAUAGAAAGUAAAUUGCAAAGCACGGAUACGCUACAACAGAUUGCAGUGAUGGACGCGUUGGCUGCGUUUGGAUCCUCGUCAGACAAAGAACUCCAAUUUUUGCUGCAACACCGAAGCAUUUGUCAAAUGUGGCUACAGCUCGGCAGCAGUACAAAGAUACCUGUGAAGACCAACUGUUUCCACUCAAUCGGACGCGUUCUCGGUGCACACACGCGGCUUGCAAAGGAACCCACUCAAGUACCGGACGAGAACGCAGGUGUUUGGAGCAUGUGCGAGCGCUUGUUUAACAGUCUUGGUGCUGAGUGUGCACAGCAGUCGACAAUGCUGUUUCUAAUGAACACAUUGAAACAGCCAUUUGAGGAGCUCCGGACAUCCGUGUUCCACGUGCUACGCUCAACGGCAGCGCAGAACAGUUCAUGGGGUAUACGUGUGUUACUUUCUUAUGGUGGUUUCUUUGAGUUUCUCUUGGAUCGUACAACUGAACCAACGAAAGAGACGCGCGAGUGGAAAUUUGCUGUGCUCGACGCCGUUCUUACCUCCCCGUUUCAGUCGCAAUUGGACGCAUCGUUGUUGGAAAACUUGAAGGCAAGUAUGCGUCGUGGUCCCUAUGCUGGAGCGACGGCCCCGGUAGAAUUGGUACUUGACUCGGCUACGUCAUUUUGUCAGACCGCAACUUUCCCUCUAAAGAGUCACGACGACAUAGUCGACAAGCGUCUUGGUGAGCAACACUGCGUUAUGGAAGAUCCAGGACGUGCUGCCUUUCUGUGUAGCAAUACUGCUGCUUUUCACCCUCCUCUAUGGGCGUGUAUGCCUAUAGAAACCAAUUCACAUGCAAGAUUAGACGCUUUUCGUGAUGGUCGACAUUGUGCUACGUACAUGGUAGCAACACAGCGUGUGAAUCUCUUUGGUCGUGACCAGGGAAGCUGUGACCACGUGUUAGGCAACCCUUCGGUUUCGCGAAAACACGCGGCUGUGAUUCAUGAUAAUGAAGGCGGUAUCUACAUCGUCGAUCUCAUGUCACGGCAUGGCACGUACGUAGGCCGCAAGAAAAUUCCACCACACGAUCCCUAUUUGAUACACGACGGAGAUGUUAUCAGGUUUGGACAGAGUGUACGUGUAUACAUUCUCAAAGGCGCCGGCUCAGACGGCAACAGCGCUCCUGUAAAGAAAUCGUGGGGACGAAAAAUACGCGUGCCGCGCGUCAGUAUCAGUGCAGUAGUACCGAAGAGAAAUUCGAGCAAACCAAAAGCUUCGUCGGCAGUAACGAAACUCGUGAAUGCAGUAUGUUAUGGCGCACUCAAAGAUGAGAAAGUGGUAAAUUUUAUUACUGGGGUGUUGGAGCUUGGUGAUAAAGAUAGACAGGGAGUGGCAGACACGCUAGUGGAGAGACUUCAAGCCAAAUUUGAGUUUUAUGCUACCCAUGUUCACCGCAACGCAUUUGUUGCUACUAUGGCUCUUCUAAAGCAGAACUUGUGCGUCGAGGAGUUUGAGGAGAAUCUGGACGUUUUCACCCAUAUUUCUCAACAGCGGAACGAUAACAUUUAUCGCGCUGAUGCUCGCAAGCUUUUACAAGCGAUUGCUGCUGUCCGGUUGGAUCCAGAUAAUCCGCAAUUCAUUGAUGUGGACUCUACUGAAGAGGAUGUUGGUUCUGCUUGCCCAGUCACAGUAAAUAAUCGAGAAGGCAGAGAGCGGUCUAUCAGUGAAGAAGGAAACAAAUUAGAAAUGACUGAUCAUGGCAUUUUAUUCCCUGGCCGUACAGAAUCGGCGAGAACGGUCAGCGAAUCGGGAAUGAGUCAUAGGGGGACUAUCAGUCACAAUGACUCUCGCUAUCAGAUGUCCCAUUAUCCAUCCAGCAUUGAGUACGACGGAGAAGAGUCUACUUUGAAGACAACGAGCAACGGAUACGCACCCCCUAACAGCUUAGUGGUUGGCAGCGGCAAGAAGCAGCCAAUUGUGAAUAGUGAGGACAGCAUAGGCUUUAGUUUCGUAGCCCAAUCAGCACCAGCAGCGGACAAACCCAAUGAGUCCGCGUUUGGGUUUAUCGCCGGUUCUGAUCCUGUGGAUGAUACUUCUUCCAGAGGUAGUUCAACAGAUCGGCCUUCUGGUCAAUUUGCAUCUGGCAUUGUGCCCCAGCGUCCUUCCGUUUCUGCUGACAAUUUCUUGGUCGAGUAUCCAUCAGUGGAUAGCAAUGCAUUUGAGGAUAUGUGGGAAUUAGCGAACGAUGAAUCAGAGGAAUGGUCGGUCGAUCUUGGCUCAGUAGAUGCCCACGAGCUAGACCCACGCGACUUGCAGGCAUGUUUGCAGCCGUAUCGAAUGAAGUGUGUAUUUGGCGAGAAGGUUGCUGGACAGCAACAUUGGUUCUUCGUUGCAGAACAGGUCGGCGAAGGAACGCUCUUCCUGGUGAACAUCUCCGUUAUGCCAGGUUUGAGUGAUAUGUCAGUAACGCUGAAGUGGAUUGUCAACUCGCUUCUCUACAGAAAUGGCCAUGUUAUUUUCAUGGAAAUCCUCAAAUACGCGCUUCACCAGUUUGCUGAGCAGGUGCAAGUUCGCGCAGCAAGGAUAUCCCUGCCGUCGCAGCAGGUUCAUUGCCGUGAUCGCGUGCUCGAACCAGGGCAAAAUCAUGCAACGCAACUACAAAGAAAUGGCAGAGAUUCUGAGGUUACCACGAUGCUGCCAGCUUCGUGCGCGGCCUCACAAUAUGCGCCACGAACGGCAUCACACGCAACGUCUCGAGAUGACGGAGAUGACGUCGAGGAUGCAGAUGAGGAAGCAAUGUCAGCCCGCGAUUACUUAUGCGAAAGUCCUGUAAUUGACGCAGGAAAGUUUGAACAGGUUUGGGCAACGGCAACAGAAAUUGCGUCACUGUCGUACUCACUAAACGACUUACCCGAGGUGGACGAAGUUAUUGAGCUCUUCCGCAGCAAUUGUAUGAGUUGUUUGGCGAGUGGUAGCGUGGACAAGCUUGUCAAAUUCUUUUUCUUUGCCGAGAUGACCGAGAUACAGUGCGUGUUUUGUGUAGAAAUGUCGUUUGGUGUGGACACUGGUGCUCUGGAAGGUACCGUUAAGCGGCUUGCUAUUAGAAGGCAUAGCGAGGAGGAGGAAGAGCAGAUUGACUCGAGUUUUAUUAGUUUCAUUGAAGAGGUCAUUCAAAAUCUCGACGCACAACUACAAAGGACACGCUAG
Messenger RNA from Peronospora belbahrii, 4104 nucleotides. The record is from the annotation of a GenBank genome assembly. Lineage: Eukaryota; Oomycota; Peronosporomycetes; Peronosporales; Peronosporaceae.